Quercus robur (English oak) is the source of this 2967-nucleotide messenger RNA. RefSeq names its product probable potassium transporter 17. The record is from RefSeq and is a predicted model, not a curated record. Gene Ontology annotation, biological process: potassium ion transmembrane transport. Gene Ontology annotation, cellular component: membrane. Gene Ontology annotation, molecular function: potassium ion transmembrane transporter activity. The transcript has 8 exons. Bases 221 to 2416 code for a protein of 731 amino acids. Lineage: Eukaryota; Viridiplantae; Streptophyta; Magnoliopsida; Fagales; Fagaceae.
AGGAUGAUACAAAAAAGAAAAAAAUGGUAGCCCUCCUUGUGAUCCAAAUUCCGCAGUGUCAUUUCAGUGGCAACUUGGGAAGCCUGGUCAGUGGUCAGAUAGGUGGGGCCAAGCUAAACUUGGCUCUGGUUCGUUGGUUUAAAUACUCGUUGAAUACAACUGAAGUCUUGAGCCACCACCCAACACAAAUCUCUAUCCAAGUUCUGGGAAGUUUGUGCGAAUGGAUCGGCGAAGACAGAGUGAGUCACGACCAAAUCAAUCUGAGGUUAACGUUGUUGUUGAUGAUUCUACUGCCUCUAGUGGCCGCCUUCUCCACCUUCAUGCUCUUAGUAUUGAUUCUGCUUCCCUUCCAAAUGCAAACGAACAGAUGAGUCGAUGGAGUACUCUGGUACUUGCGUACAAGACUCUUGGAGUGGUAUUUGGAGGACUUGUAACAUCUCCAUUGUAUGUGUAUCCUUCAAUGCCUUUAAAGUCUCCGACGAAAGAAGACUACUUGGGUAUCUACAGCAUAAUGUUCUGGACUCUUACUCUCAUUGGUGUUGUAAAGUAUGCUAGCAUAGCUAUCAAAGCCGAUGAUCAGGGAGAAGGAGGAACAUUUGCCUUGUAUUCAUUACUCUGUAGGCAUGUGAAUAUAGGAAUUCUUUCAUCAAAACGUGUAAGUUCAAAUUCAAGCCUUUCACACUCUAUGCAGGAGGGCACUGAAAAGAAAAGUAGGCUCGGAAUUUUUUUUGAAAGCAGUAUAGUUGCUAGGAGGGUAUUGCUUUUUGUUGCUAUAUUAGGCAUGUGCAUGCUUAUUGGCGAUGGUAUACUUACCCCUGCAAUCUCAGUGUUGUCGGCAAUGGAUGGACUAAGAGCACCAUUUCCUUCUGUGAGUAAAUCUCUGGUGGAGGCACUCUCUGCAGUAGUGUUAGUUGUCUUAUUCCUGUUGCAAAAGUUUGGUACCUCUAGAGUGAGUUUCCUCUUUUCGCCUAUCAUGGCUGCAUGGACCUUGAGCACUCCACUUGUCGGAAUUUAUAGCAUUAUACAUCAUUAUCCAAGUAUAUUCAAGGCUAUAUCGCCACACUACAUCUUCCAUUUCUUUUGGAGAAAUGGAAAGGAGGGCUGGCUGUUGCUUGGUGGCACUGUCCUUUGCAUCACAGGUUCAGAAGCAAUGUUUGCAGAUCUUGGUCAUUUCAACCAGCGUUCCAUUCAGAUAGCUUUCUUGUUGACAAUAUAUCCUUCUUUAGUUCUAACAUAUGCGGGGCAGACAGCAUACCUGAUCAAGAAUCUCAAUGAUCAUGAUGAUGGAUUCUACAAGUUCAUACCAACUGCAGUCUAUUGGCCUAUCUUUAUCAUAGCCACAUCGGCUGCAGUUGUUGCAAGCCAGUCGCUCAUAUCAGCCACAUUUUCGGUAAUCAAGCAAUCUGUAGUACUGGAUUAUUUCCCUCGAGUGAAGGUGGUACACACAUCCAAUAGUAAGGAAGGCGAAGUUUAUUCCCCAGAAGUGAACUACAUCCUCAUGAUUCUUUGCGUUGCUGUCAUACUCAUCUUUGGAGAUGGGAAAGAUAUUGGAAAUGCUUUUGGUGUCGUUGUCAGUCUAGUGAUGCUUAUUACCACUAUAUUGCUGACACUUGUGAUGAUCAUAAUAUGGAAAACUCCACCUGUGCUGGUUGCUCUAUACUUCUCUGUGUUUUUUGUGAUGGAAGGUGUUUAUGUGAGUGCAGUCUGCACUAAAAUUUAUGAAGGUGGAUGGAUUCCUUUUGCCAUAUCCUUCAUUCUUGCUGUUAUUAUGUUUGGCUGGUUUUAUGGGAGACAAAGAAAGCUAGAGUAUGAGGUAACUCACAAGAUAACUUUGGAGGGACUAAGAGAGCUUUUAUACAACCCUGGUGUCCAAAGGGUUCCUGGAUUGUGCUUCUUUUAUACUAACAUUCAAGAUGGGCUUACUCCUAUUCUUGAACACUACGUAAAAAACAUGAAAUCCCUUCACAAGGUCACCAUAUUCACAACUCUUCGAUAUUUGUUGGUUUCUAAGGUUGCUCCACAUGAGAGGAUCAUCAUCAGGAAACUGGGCCUAAUAGGGGUUUAUGGGUGUGUGAUUCAAUAUGGCUAUGCAGAUUCCUUAAAUCUUGAAGGAGAUGAUUUUGUAAGUCAAGUUACCAAUAGCUUGCAGAUGCAUCUACAGGGCUGCUCGGAUGGUCUAACAUAUGAUCCUGUGGAGAUCCAAGAAGAGAUUUCUGAUUUGGAACACACAAAGCAGGCUGGGGUGGUUCAUGUCAGAGGGAAGACAAGGUUCCAUGUAGGCAAGAACUGUGGCUGGUUUGACCGAAUCAUGCUUGCAUUUUAUGAAGUUAUGCACAACAAUUGUCGGUCUGCCCUGCCUGCUCUGGGGGUACCAUUACAGCAGGGUAUUGAGGUUGGAAUGCUUUAUGAGGCUUGAAAGGAUGCUUUCUAUCGAGUGUCAUCUCCUGUCCGUGUGAUUUUUAGUAAUAUACUGUAAGCAAAAGAGAGAGGGUGUCUAGAAACUUGGGGAAAGAAGGAUCAAGCUCAAUAUUAUAGAUAUUUUCUUGUAGGGUAAUGUAACGCAUUGGAGGGUUAAGGAAUUGAAGGUGGGGUUUGUGAGAUAGAAACCAACGACACCCAUUGGAGCCAGUUGACGAAUCCUUGAAAUCCUUGAAAAUAACAUUGUCGAGUCGAAGAGAGAGAAUGGGAGGUUUGCGAUUUUGGGGAGUUGAAGAAGAGGGGAGGCGGUGCGGUGAGUCAAAACUAUAAUAAACAGAGAAAAAAAAAAAAGUCUUCAACUUAUGACUAAGGUGAACCCCUGCCACAUGCUAAUGGUGACAUGCACACUUGUAGUUUUACAUUGUACACCAUGCCAUCACUUUUCUUUUUUUAUGAAAAAAAAAAAAAAAAAAAAAGCUUCCAUCAAAUCCACCAAACGUUUUAAUUGAUUACAUUGACAAUUAAACUAACUAGUUGAGUUUCCGCUCA